AUGCGGCAUUGUUACCUUCAAUUUGACAACCAGCAUCGGUUAAUUCUACGGGACGAAUGCUGUGUUGGAACCAUCGUUGGUUACAACGGGGCUAGAAGGGAGAAGCACCGCAACUUCACCAGGAUACUUGAUGAGGGCAUAGAAAUCUUAAUCCGAGCGGAUAUAAAAUCCUUGUUGAACUGGACCUCUACCUCGUAUUCCAAAUUUUCAUCCCCAAGCGCGAGACAGGUUUCACCGAAUACGCACGCUACCAACGUUGAACGAUUUCGCGAGAUGAUGCCCGCGGAGGAUGAUGUGCCUAACAGUGGACUCAACGUCUACAGCUGA
Paracoccidioides lutzii Pb01 is the source of this 327-nucleotide messenger RNA. RefSeq lists its product as hypothetical. The transcript has a single exon. The coding region runs from base 1 to 327 and encodes 108 amino acids. The record is from RefSeq and is a predicted model, not a curated record.